GUCCGGAGGGUGAGUUCGAGUUAGGGGAUGCAUAACGGUGACAACAUCUUGUAUGGGUGGUUUAGUGGCCAGAGACGAUGGAUUUUGGUGGGACAGGCUUGGUUGGUGUUGAACAAACAAUUGAUAAUAUGACGUUUUGAACACUGGACGGGACUGUAGGCUUUUCGGAUCGAUCGUUCGUUUCUUGUCCGCCGAAUAGCGUCGCAGCGUGAAUUGCCAUUGCCCUUAGCAGCCUAACAAGCUAACAGUUACACUAUGGCGGCGAUCAUGGCGGCUGUGGUUAGGUUACGUUCUGAUUAUCGAAUGAAAAUAUGCCAGUUAUAGUAAUUUAUUAAGUAAAUGAAUUUUAUGAAAUGAGACGUAAUUCGCGGGGACGAAAUUAUGUGUAAUCUUCUGGCAUUAGUUAUGGAGACUAAAGUUACUAGUAAAACCAGCAGCUUGAAGGCUCUUUUGUUACGGGCAUGGAGAGAACGCUGGAGUGAUCUGCAAUGGGGUAUUAAUAUUAAAACAAUAUUACCACGAGGUGUCAGUGGAGAUGUAUAUAAUUUAGCAGACUGUAUAUUGCAACAGGCAUUAGUAGGACUUGGUCCCAAUCAGUUAGUUUUAUCUUACUUGAAACAUUCAUUGAGCUCUCAGUUGGUCUCCUACGCUGCUGUGUUGCAACGAAUUAGCAAAUACGACGCGUUUCACAAGCCCCACUGCAUCUUAAGUUUACUAGAAUUUCUAGAAUCUAUCCAAAUAGGUAUAACAUGUCGUGGCAAACCGGAGGAAGACCUCUUGGCAGCUGCUGUGCUGUCUAUCGUGCAUUGGCUGUUGCAGUGCUACCUUCAUACUUUAACCAAAAUGCCACAGAACAGUCCAUUGACACCGCAGCCCACCGAACUGAUGGACAAACCUGCCAGUAUAUUGAAACAGAUGCUCAGUUCGGACUUUCUUUGCGCAAUGAUGUACUUAGCCAAAUACGAUGACAAAGAUUUGUACAUAGAUGUCGUGAAGAAGUGCCAGGAGAUCGAGGCUCUGUUAAAAACAAGCAGCCUGAAGUCCUCGGUGCCUAUCGAGGAUUCGCUGAAGAAGUUGUGCAAUCUAGAAGUAGAGUGCCUGGCACUCUCCCCCGAGAUGACCCAAAUGGAGUCGAUCACACACUGUUUACAACCGUUGUUCGCGGUACAAGUGCUGUUGAAUCCGAGCACGGAGACGACAGUCUUUGUUAACCAGUUGUUGAUGGUGCAGAGACUAAAGAAUUACUCGAACGCUCGAUUGUACUGCGAGAUAAUUCGCGCUUGCUUGAUGUGUCUGCAUAAUGUCACGGCGACGUUCAAAGAGUCCCAAUGGGGUGCGAUGACGUUCCUUAAGGCCCCCUUGAUCUUGAAAGAACUGCACGUUGCUCACUCGAAUGGCGACGACAAAUCGGAAUACUCUCAGGACAUCUUGGACGCUUUUGAGCUGCUUCUGCAGUUCACGCCUCUCCUAGACAUAAUGGACACUGCAUGCUCCUGCAACAGCGUCGAGUGUCUCUUAAACGCCCUUCAGAAAGUCAGCCUGGUAACCGAGAAGCAGGCGAAGCAGCUGAGUAGUAGAAGGGAAGGUGUCACCGCCACCUUGCAAAAAUUAGAAUCUUCAACCUCCACUCCCUCGAUUCCAAAGGUGAUCGUCAGAGCUGAACCGACGCUUUCCGGGAUCUUGAAGACCUUGAACGCGGACUACUUGAAGAUCCACGAAGCGUUGCUGAGUAUGCUCUACCAGGUGCUCACUGGAAAAAGCUUCGAAUUGAUGCUGGCCGUGGCGACCGUCGAGGGCAAGCUGAAGACCUUUGUAACCAAACUGAUCAAGUUCAACGAGUGCAGCAAACAGAUCAACGAACCCGUUCCACCGAAAACGGCAGCUACCAGAGCGAUGCUCUUCGAAGUGUCGUUUCUGAUGCUGUGCUCCAUAGUGCAGACUUACGGCUCCGAUGCAGUCCUCGAAGAAGGUGGCGGGGACUCUUUCUUUGAACAGUGGGUGCGCGAAUGUAUGCCGGAACGCAAUCAACCAAAGUCGCCUCAGAAAAUGUUACAGAACAUCGACCCCGCAAGAGUGGAUGCUCUUUUAGCGCAAAUUAAUUCCCCGGACUCGGACUUCAAAUCUAGCAAUAUUAAAUGGCAUAUCGCGUGUCAAUCGGCCAUGGGCGCUGUUAAGGAACUUCUCUGUGCCUGGGAGAGCGAUGUCCUAGGAGCUGGAGAUGUGAAAAGAGCUUUGGAUGGAUUAAGAGCCACCGCUUGUUGUUUGCCAGUUUGUGCAGCGGCUUGGCUCUGUGCUUACAUGAGCAUCACUCAUCAGGACGCUCUUCUGAAGCCCAUGAACAUGGUGCAGCACUUUUUGACGCCCUUACCUGGCGACGAGAUGCAGGAUAAUCUGAAGGAACGGUCGAGCUUGAUGUUCCAGAUCAUUAGGAAGAUGCAGUACGACGUGCAUCCACCUACUCAGUCGAAAAACAAGGUCCUUUCGAUGUCUCACAGCAUCAUAUCGAGGCAACCGAUCCUCGAACAAUUGGAAACAGUGUGGAGAAACAUCAAUCAACGAGGCUGGAUAAACAUUCAAGCGACGCAGUCCUUGGAGUCCUUGUUGAACACUGGAGGCUCGCUAUGGUUCGUUUCGAAUAUAGUGAAGGAGGUGCUGAAGUAUCGUUACCAGCAGGAACUUGAUCAGGCCGUGGACCUAGCGUUCGCCAUUUUUCACCUUGACAUUGAGAACUGUACAUUAGAUCUCAUUAACCAUAUCAUUCCACAGUAUUUAUAUAACUCAUUACACGAAGAACUCGUAGAGCCACAGUCCUCCGUUUUAGCGAAGCUGUGCGUAUACUGUAUAUUUUCUACCCUAGAGUAUAACAAUUCGAAUCCAUAUCGCGGCAACAAUAGGAAGCGCGUGCGACGAGAUUUAGAUGCCGAGGAGUUGGACGCUCUCGGCGUGCCAAAUAAAAUUCUGCGACUGAACGAAGCGGGGGAUUCGAAUCCUAUCUUCGGAUCGCAGAGCCCUCAGGCCCAGGGACCCACUAACGGUCAAAAAUCGGUCGUGUUGAGGGAUCCUCUGCUGACUUCGCUAAACGGAUUGUUCACAAUUUUCACUUUUUUGGCUGGUAGAGACGGCGAGGUUUCCCAACAGACUCAUUUCAUACUUCAGUUCCUUCGUCUGAUGGUACAAUGCGGCAAAGACAGAACUCGCAUCGUCCUGCAGGGAAUGCCACAAACACUGGUACCAUGUCUACUGAAAGCACUGCCAGAAUUAUUCACGACUGAUAUAUUGUUACGAUUUUACGACAUCCAGACUGCAGUUGGACGCAAGGCCACCGCGCGAGAUUUGUGUAUGCUCAGAAAUAUCACUUUGAAGCCGACGAAGUAGACGACGAGAACGUUUUUUUACAGAAGCGAUAAGUAUGGUUGAUAGUGAGACGUCGACUCAUAUUAUUAUUUUAAAAUAUACGAAUUUAAUAUGGCUA
This is a messenger RNA of Megalopta genalis, 3472 nucleotides long. It is a transcript of the gene MED24, whose product is annotated as mediator complex subunit 24. The record is from RefSeq and is a predicted model, not a curated record. Gene Ontology annotation, biological process: positive regulation of transcription initiation by RNA polymerase II. Gene Ontology annotation, cellular component: mediator complex. NCBI's taxonomy places the organism in Eukaryota, Metazoa, Arthropoda, Insecta, Hymenoptera, Halictidae. Gene Ontology annotation, molecular function: transcription coregulator activity.